GCUGAUGUCCUCCGCGCCCUGGCUUCCUCACUUCCCGCAGUCUCCAAGCCGGAGCCGGAAAACUUCCAGCAGCGCUGGCAGCAGUUUCAGGCGCAGCUGGGAGGCUUGUCGGACGUGCGGACUCCCAAACAUGCAGGAGCUCCGGUUGCCGCUGCUUCACAGGAACCACGUGAGGCCGCGCCGGCGGCCACGCCGACAAACGCACUGGUGGCCGAGGAGUCGCUAACGGAAGAGCCAGAGCCCGUUGUGCAAGAGCUGUCGCAGGUGUCUUCCCGCAGCAGCCGGAUGACACGGCUGGUGCCUGUUGUCAAG
Symbiodinium natans is the source of this 312-nucleotide messenger RNA. The record is from the annotation of a GenBank genome assembly. Lineage: Eukaryota; Dinophyceae; Suessiales; Symbiodiniaceae.